This is a messenger RNA of Dissoconium aciculare CBS 342.82, 1353 nucleotides long. RefSeq names its product DUF1546-domain-containing protein. NCBI's taxonomy places the organism in Eukaryota, Fungi, Ascomycota, Dothideomycetes, Mycosphaerellales, Dissoconiaceae. Bases 1 to 1353 code for a protein of 450 amino acids. Gene Ontology annotation, cellular component: transcription factor TFIID complex; SLIK (SAGA-like) complex; SAGA complex. The transcript has a single exon. Gene Ontology annotation, molecular function: protein heterodimerization activity; transcription coactivator activity; RNA polymerase II general transcription initiation factor activity. The record is from RefSeq and is a predicted model, not a curated record. Gene Ontology annotation, biological process: RNA polymerase II preinitiation complex assembly; transcription initiation at RNA polymerase II promoter.
AUGUCCGUUUGGAACCCUGAGAACGUCACUGACGUCGCGGAAUCAGUCGGGAUUGCAUCGCUUAAUCGUGACCUGGCAGAACAUCUCGCUCGUGAUGUCGAAUAUCGCAUCAGCCAAGUCCUAGAGGAGGCGCUCAAAUUCAUGCGCCAUGCCAAACGAACGACACUCACAACGCAAGACAUAUCACAAGCCCUUCGAACGCUUAAUGUCGAGCCCCUCUACGGCUAUGAGUCGACAAGGCCAUUGCGAUUCGGCGAGGCCUCAAUUGGACCUGGACAGCCAUUGUUCUACGUUGAGGAUGAAGAGAUGGAUUUUGAGAAGCUCAUAAACGCGCCUCUCCCGAAAGUACCAAGGGAGAUCACGUACACUGCACACUGGCUCGCAGUUGAGGGUGUGCAGCCAAGCCUUCCGCAAAACCCAACACAAGCAGAUCAACGCAGUCAAGAGCUGACUGCCAAAGGACAAAGCGCAAAUCCGACACUGGCUGCAAUGGGCGGGAACGACAACGUAUCUGUCAAACCACUCGUCAAACAUGUCCUAUCCAAAGAACUACAACUCUACUUCGAGCGUAUAUGCUCAGCGAUCAUGGAUGAAAACAAUGAUGAGUACCGGAUAGCUGCUUUUACAUCGUUACGGACGGAUCCCGGACUGCACCAACUGGUACCAUAUUUCACACAAUUCGUCGCGGACAAAGUAACCCACAACCUAAAGUCUCUCUUCGUCCUCACUCAAAGCAUCCAGCUUCUCGACUCAAUUCUGGACAAUCCCAGUCUAUACAUUGCUCCAUAUGUGCCUGCGAUGAUACCGUCGGUCCUUACUUGCCUGGUCGGCAAACAUCUCGGUUCCACAACUUCCGAUGGUUCGACUGCACAUUACGCUCUUCGCGACUUCGCAAGCAGCCUUCUCUCUAGUAUCUCACGAAAGUAUGGCCCCACAUCCUCCACCUUACGGCCAAGGAUAGCAAAGUCGUGUCUAAAACACUUUCUCGAUUCGCAUAAGCCCUUUGGUACUCAUUACGGAGCAAUCCUUGGUCUGACAAUGAUCGCUGGUGCCGAGGGCGUCCGGUCGCUCAUCAUUCCCAAUCUUCCUGCCUAUGACGCACAUCUCCGCCAGGGACUCCGAGACGAGUCAAGGAGGGAGCAAGCCGAGCACGUCGUACUCGCCCUCAUCCGCGCAAUUGAGACCCUUGAGCAGAGCGCCGUUGUUGGGAACCAGAGCAACGGCUAUCCAGAGGGCGCUGCUGCCAAAGAGCGACUUACUGAGAUCCUUGGGGAGUCCAUCGCUACCAAGAUUGUGGAGAUUAAUAGGCCGUCGCUCAUCGCAGCGGUCCUUGAAAAGGAAUUGGUGAUGUGA